AUGGAAGGACCGGAGGAUACCAAUGCCCGACUGGGUAGCGACACAGUCCUUCGGUGUCGUCUACAGUGGAGAAACAUGUUGGGCCAACGGUGGACAGACUCAACGCCGAGGGUUGACAUUCAGUGGAUCAAAGACGGCUUCGGUUUUUCACGCGAUGUCCUCGAGGCAAGCUUCGGCAGUCGAUAUAGACUGAUCGCCAACCAGAGCGCUGGUAUGCCCCUUACGCAUAACACUGUAUUUUGAAGAUCAAGUCUAAACAAGUAAAAACGACGUGUCCUAUCAACAGUGUUGAGGGAGGAAAUUCGCCCGAUGAAAUAGCUUAGCAAUAAACACUUAUAAGUAGUUUGCCACAAAGCAUGGCAUUUCAUAGACACUUACUACACUGUCAAUGCCCACAGUCCUUCUUAAAAUUAUUCAUAGAAGGUGGUUCCUAUUUGACGACAAUCUCUGUAGACAGAUGGACGGCGUAGCCAUGGGCUCGCCGCUUGGCCCGCUUUUGGGUAAUGUAUUCAUAAGUAAGCUAGAAGCUUUCCAGCUACGUCAUAAGAUCAAGGGCAUGAGAUACUAUGGGAGGUACAUGGAUGAUAUAUUCGCACUUGCUGGGGGACAAAGUGGCAUCUCAAUUCUACUGGAUGAUAUAAAUCAGGCGCACCCAUCUAUCAAAUUCACUCUUGAAGAAGAAGAAGACUCCGGUUCAGCUCCCUUUCUGGAUGUGCCUCUGAGUAGAAGGCCUAACGGCAACAUUCGACGUAGCGUAUAUCGUAAGAAAACGUGGUCCCAUUGUGCCAAUUUCGUACCGCUAAACGUUAAACGAAAUUUAGUCUGCUGUUGAGCAGAAAGGGUGGGAAGCUUCUGCUCAUAAGUGAAGAAGAAGAGUCGAGCAACGGAACACUUCGUUUAUUAUCCUGAGCUUUCAGACUCGUACAGGAGUCCAUCGUCAGAGGUAGUGGCAGAAACAGGACAAGCGGCAGUUAUAAGGCACGUAGGCCCAAUCAUCGACCGACGCCGCACGACUGGAGGUGACUACGAAGGGCUCUGUACGCCGGCGCCAGAUCGAUAAAUCGAUUGACCGAGUUCUCAUCCGAGGCCCAGGCUUCAAUCAAUUCUCGGCCUGUUUUGUUUCCGGCGUGGGGACUAUUUUGGUGGCUGCGAACUCAAACUCGUGACACAUUUCGUAGGUGUGGGCGGCCACUUGUGAUAAUGCGUCGCCUCGUCGCACAGCCAGCUUAUGCUCGUGUAUGCGCGAUCCGAGUAUGAGUCCAGUCUGUCCUGUGUAGUUACAAGGACAAUUUUGACACGGGAUGCGAUACACUACUCCAGAUUGUCCUUUAGGUUUUAACCGGUCUUUGAUUUUCAUGACCCUGCUGCGCAUGGUGACUUCUGCUCAGCUGAUAGCAUUGAGAAAGAGCUUAAGAUAAUCAAAAGCCGUUUUCGCCAGAACGGGUAUCCUAAUAGAUUCAUUGCUAAGAAGAUGGCCGAGAGACCACCAAAGCACCCAAUGCUGACGGCUGAAAAAAUCUCUUCGUCAGUAUCGCAUUUCAAAGGGACGAGCCAAGUGGACUUUUGAGCAGACGCCUAACUUAUGUUGUAGUACGAACCUUUUCAGCAGCUGACACCCGUGUACUGUUCUCCACCCAGUCUCAUUCUAUACGAGAGGACAAGGACAAACUACCAGUGCAGACCACCUCCGUAUUUAUUUGCUCCUUCACCUGCCCCUGUGGGUAGAAUAUAGUGGUGGUACAAGCCGGUAUUUGUCCAGAAGCCUAAAGGAACAUCUUCCGGCAUGGUAAGAAGAGGGUCAAACAAAGAACAUUAACAGCACUAUGGUCGCGCACAUGGUUGAUACAGACCACCGUGCAGACGCCAAAGAGGCCUUCAGGGUGGUUUACAAGGUCCCGUAAAGCUAUCCAAAGCUGCUGGGGCAGCGCCUGUUGGCUACGGCAGGGGCGGCUGCAAUCAAGCUACGCUUACUAAUCGUAUGCGCGUAGAACUUCAUACAGGUCCCAUAGUUGCCAUGGUUCAAAGCUACCAGGCCAGCCACCCGCAAAUAAUUACCCUUCCCAGGACCCAUCUUCUCCCUGACGCUGACUGGAAUUGCGGUGUUUUACUCUACCCCCCCUCCCCCCACCAAACCCGAGCUACUGCAUAAUUAGCUACUUGCGCGUAUAUUUUAAUUAAUUAUUUUAAUAGUUAUAUAAAUGCGCAAGCUUGAAGUCAAUUUAUAGGAAACAGACGUAUGCUCGCCAAAUUGCCUUUUAAAAUUUUUAAUGGGGAUUUUCGCAACUCGAAAAUACUUUGUAGUCCCAUUUUCAGGGCACCUAUUACAGUUAUUCGCCUUUGGCGUUUGAUAUUAGUAUUUUAAGCCGAUUGGACAUCUAUUUUCAAGAAUUAACCUUUGACACCACGAAGAUUGCAAUUUGUACUUAAAUACUGAUAUGAAUAAAGUGAAGAGUGUAAACUUAAUAACGGAUGAGGUUAACCACGGUGCUUCCUUAGACAACUGUAUUUACGUUGUACAGUACGUACCAACCAUCCUCAUCUGAUAGACUGGCCAUCAACCUUUACCUAUAUCGUUCCGCGUCAACUGCGUACCAUAAAUACUGCGCCUCUGGGUCUCCAGUACCGUUAUCAGCGACUGCCACUGAUGACGGGCUUGAGUGGGAAUCCGAAGCGUCAGGCCAGCAAAUUUCUUACCUUAGUGAUCGUAUCUUGAUACGGAAAUGAGUCAGAUUUACGACUCGUUUGAGGGAAAAAUUCGUGAUUGAUGUGACCAUUAGACCGGCCUGGCCAUACCAGAAGCGCUCCUAUAGGUUUCUAACAGCACCUGACGUUACUCGGUAAACUUGUGUUUAUUCGUGAAAGAAACUGCUAAAUUGAAAAGUUACCAAAACCUACCGGACAAAAACGCCAAUGGCGUUUAAAGUAAUGUUUUUUGUGAAAAAUGCGAAAAGUAUGGAAAAAUGUUUAAAAUAAGUAGUGCAAUAGAUAUUGCCGAAGAUUAAGUAAAAUAUACAGCGUAGUUCCAGUCGACACCGUGAUGCUGGACAAAAACGAUCGAGAUUAAGAGCUUCAGUUUUGCGUAGUCGGAUAAAUAUUCGGCCAGGAUGAGGAUUCUACUGUUCGAAGUUUUGAAUAAAGACAUCUUAGCGUCAGAAAGUUCUACAAAAUCGCAUGUUGGAGGGAGACAAUCAGUGACUGAAUAAUAGUCGCAGACGGAGCAUAAAUGAACCCGUCCAUAGAUUGUAAGCAACAUAUCGUAGCAGGGUGUGCCCCAGAGUCUAGGUCAUGCGUUCCGAAGGAACGCGUGACCAACGAACGGAAUCUUUCUCAUGAAUACACUAGUGCCGCCUUGAAAGAUGAGGGAGUUUUACUCGUACAUAAAGCUUUCCGACUAGGCAGAGCCGACGCAACAUAAUUAGCCAGUGGGAUCAUAAGCAUACUUGUAGCCUAAGGGUGUCGCAGUGCGCGAUGUCGCCUACGGUGUUAAGUAUUCUCAGCUAAUUGCCCAUUUGAGUAACUCGUGUCGUUUUUGAUUAACACAACUACAAAACUGAGACAGUUCUGGAAAAAAAUAUUUUUGUUGUUGGGUUUUUCUAACGCUCACAUGAUGAGUUGUGGCAUGAUGAAGAUUUGCUUUGGGAGGUGUUUUGUAUAUGAAUGGGUUCGUUCUUCCUUUUUUCAUUGAAUAAAAGGAAGACAAAAACUAAAACUUUUUACCUACUCACAUGACCACACACAAUACUUUUGUUCCAAACCCGCAUGUCAUUUCCUCCAACGACAACUAAGUUAACAUUGAAACGCCCUAGCUCGUCAUGUGUACGUGUUCGGUUAUUCAUUGAUUAGUUCAUCCACAUUGGCUGCUUUUAAUACAGCUGAUUUAGCUUAGCUUGUGUAUAUUAAAGGAGAGCUGAUGAAUAGUCGAAGGGUACGCUAAACGAGAUUGAGUUCCUUUAUGCUCUUUCAUCUUACUUUGCUUACUUUUAGAGUUCGUUUGAUGACUAUAAAAACAUGGCAAGGGGAAGAGCAAAGUGUCGCUGCCGUCCUGAAAUUAGACAUUAACAGGAACGAGGCCGCACACAAAUUACUUUGUUAGCUGUACAAAUGUCAAAGUAGAUACGGGUUGCUGGGGUUUUUCGUGGUCGCUUGUCAAACAUUCCUACAUGCCUCAAAAUUAAGUGUGCUUAGAUGUCUUAUUCCAGGCUCCACUUGGAACGCUGCGCAUUACGCACGUAUUAGUGACAGCAUAGUUCUCGGCCAAUAGAAACUAUCCUGAUCGACCAAUAAACUCCAGGACCGACUCUGAAACCUCUGUCAAGGCGCCAUGACGCAUGCCCUACUAAGGCCUCUUGCACUCGCGGUGCUGUACCCCGCCUUUAGUUCGGCUGCCAACUUGUUUUAACCAGUAGGCAGUGUGUUAUUAUGGACAAAGACAAGGGAGACUGGAAUGGCCAUUUCUGGCUUAUCAGCCGUCGUCAGCCAGUCAUAUCCAAUCCCGAAGUGUGAAACACCUGGGGCCUCGAACUCGCGAACUGUAAGUUAGAAGUUCAGUGCCUCAAACUACUGAGCCACGGGCCCGUUGUCCUGACGACAGAUCAUAAGCCAGAAAUGACUAUUCCAGUCUCCUUUGUCUUUGUCGGUAAUGGCAUACUGCCAAUAUCAUGCACCGCUGUGCGACUGAUGGUUGGGCUCCAGAGAGAGUCCGUAAGGCACAACGGAACGAGUGAGGACGAUCGGUGAGCGUCCGUCCACCGUGGUUUUAACCUGCUUUUAAGUCAUUCUGGCCGAAUACAAUGGCCUAUCCACUGGUCUCCUAACUCGUCUAUUUCUUUUAGAGACCGGAUUGAAGUUCGAAGUGACUAGGGUCUACCUACCACAUCGGAUGUCCCGACCUGCUAAUAUAAGGGAUCCUCUGUUGGCGUUAAUUCGGCCUUUAAGUUCAAAACAUUGCACAGAUUAAUAAAUCGAGCAUUUGAAAUAGGAGAAGCGUCUUGUUUUCAGGAAAUAGUGCGAUUUUUCGUAUGCUGCUUCAUCUGAUUUAUCCGGGCAGAAGCAUCAAGUUGUUUUGAUGGAUCCGUCCCCUUUAGAAUAAUGCUCUCUACGGUUAAACCAAGCAGAAGUGAUCGAACACGGUGUAAUACAGUUAGUAACAUAACAAAUUGCCGGAAAGUAACAAUCGUCAGUUUUAAGUCCAUAUCUCAAUCUUCUUGCUGAUAAAUGAGUCGGACGCACUUUAGCCUGAGUAUGUUGAACUUACUCAGGGCACUGCUUUGGCAGUUGUGAUCCACGAUGUUCACGAUAGUCUAUACUGAUCAUUGGGAUUUCGUUGAUUGUGCAUUAAGUUGUUUCUCCAUAGCCAUAGCCUGAAUGGCCUAGUGAUUCAUUGAAGCAACACAUUUUUGGUUCAAGUCAUGCUUUUGCAUAAAUGGAAAGAAUAGAGGAUUUGAAUUGCUUAAGGAAAAUAAGGUAAAUCAGUAAAAGUAGCAUUUCGUAUAACGGUAUAGUCCACGGCUUAUAAAAUGACGCAAAUACAUUCCUCAAACGUUUGAGCUUCAGAGCGCAUUAAUUCUCUCAGUAUCAUUGAUAGCUAUUUCCUGAAACUAUGACUGUGCAUGUCAGAUGUCCAGUUCAUCUCAGGUAAACUAAUUUUAAUUCAGGUUAGCAGACGUGAAAGACUCGGGCCGAUAAUCGGAGAAAUGUGUGGGGUUCAUCGGAUCAGGGGAAUUGCAUGGUUGACGUUUUGGGGUUCUUGGCCGGUUGCCCAUUAGGAGAGCGUUUUGUGCAAUAAAUGACCAGAAUUUCAAACAAACGGCCGAAUAAGUUGACCUUGGGCUGGUCAGUUUUUCUUCUUAUGCUGUAUUGGCUUUCUAACUUUUGCCCAUGAAUCACGGCGGUCCGACAAAUGAGUCGGGUUCAUAUUUUACCCGAGACGGUUUAAUUUACCUAAGACACUGCAUUAAGAUUUGGGAUCUACGGUGUUCAGAGAGGUCUGUACCGAUUGUUGGGAUUUCCUUCGUUGUGCUUCAUUAUUUAUACCUAUUAUUGUCCAUAAAACCGAUCCGCCAUAGCCACAGCCUGGAUGGCAUAGUAAUUCAUUGCAGCAGCACAUUAUUUGUUGCAAGUAAUCCUUGUCCUGGUCAUGGCAUGGGUAUGGACGUAGGACUUUAGAGGCCGCAGGAAGGUCUUGUUGCCUAUUGAUGGAAUUGGAAUCCGAGUACCCAGAAGAGGGUUAAUUGAGUCGGUUUGUUUAACAUCGUACAUCGAUUUUGGGAAGAGUCUGUGCCAGUUGCGCAAAUGUUCCCGUCCCAGCGGCAGUUUUGAGCAAUUUAAUAAAUCUAAGAAUUGGCCAGAGAACAGGUUGCAUGACUGCAUAUACAUAUAAAAAACACAGGCAAUAGUUUCUAAUGUGAGACCUUCGAUCUCCUUUUAUUUGAAGAGCAGUUCUUCCAACCUAGAAACCUUUUUAAUUGCAUCAUCAACGACAGCAUAUUGACGGGCUUUUUAAUUAUAAGAGGGACUGCACAUUCAGGCAAAUACGAAGAAAAGUCUUCCUUAAAACUGAACAAGUUCCCGAAGAAGACCAGUUAUUGAUAGAAGUGUCGUAUAUGUAAAUGAGACACGUAUGCUGGUGGCGGGAGGUCAGCGAGGAAGGAGAGAGAUGGAUGGUGUGUGAGAUGGGGGUGGCGGAGGUGUGGAUAGGAGGGGCUGAAAUGAACAGUGGAGAAGGAGCAGGCCGGAGGACGAACAAAUCAGCUGUCUUGGGGCUGCUGUCAAUCAGUUUCACUGCUGCGUCAAGUGAAGGAUCACACUUCACCUGUUUCUGCCGCGAUAAGAGCUUUUAAGAGAAGAGUGUUGGGAUCAUCUAAACGAGUGGCGAACGCCUCUGCUGCCGUCAGCAUGCAUUCGUAUCAAAGCAAGCUGCAGGGGCAAACUGCUCUCAUCCACCGCAUAAAAAAGGGGACUAAUAACGGUAAUCAUGUCCCGGGUUGGAUAGAGGAUACACAGGCGUCAGAAUUGGAUUCAAUCAAGGGAUAGAUAGUUCGUCUGCUGGAUCACAUGGAACAGGAGCAGGAUUUUCGCUUUAAUGAUACACACUUCUGAAUGUUGAAUACAUCUCCCUGCUUAGUCUAAAAAACCCUCUAUGGCGGGCAGACCCGCCUUCUAGUCUAUUCACUGAGCGUUUGCACUGGACGCUGUUGAGCAUGUAACGAAUCAUGUUUCAUUUUGUUACAAAGAUUUAUCUGGCAAAUAUUGCUUCCGCUUGGCAAGAUGCCUACAAAUGUGGCAGGGUUUUUGGGGUAAGUAGGAUAUGUUGUGAUACGAGAUUCAUGCCGAGGAGAUCAGUAAUGACUUAAGCGGAGUCAUUGACAUUUGUGCUGCGAAAACUUCAUUUUUUGUCAACCAGCGUAAGAUGGGUAUAAUCUUGUUUCCCAGUAAACACAUCUGCCUAUUAAGGUUGGUAUUGACAGACGUAUAUUUUGACUGAUACAAAACUGCUCUGAGAUUUUUCAGCCUUCAUACGGUCAAUCAUAUUUCUAGACACCACCAUUUAGAACCAGAGUACCAAAAAGUGCAUACAUGCAGCAUAGAUGGUCCACUUUAUCAAACCUAUCCUCAUCGUCGUCUCAUCAUCUGGCAAUCUCGUCGCUACAGGAGUGGGCGCACACCGAUCCAGGGGGUCCCAGAAGCCAAUGAACUUCACCUGGAGGGCCUAGUUUAUGAGCAAUCUGCUGUCUGCCAGCCCGGGCUAGGUCAAGACAGGGGGGGCCAUAAUGGUCCCAGAGGGUGACGACAUAGCCGUACAUUUUUUGAUACAUCGUACUUAAAUAUGCAAAGAAGUGGCUUUCGUAGCGUCUUUGUCAGCAUCCAGAACGUAACUUGAUUACUUAGAUUUCCCUGCUGAGAUACGCUAUAACCACUGUAAGAGAGAGUUUCCUAAAGAAGAGUGCUAUUCCAAGUGACAGUUGACUUCUGUUGUGGUCAAAGUUCUGAAAUCGUGUGCUAUGCCAGCAUCAGCAAACCAUGGCCCUCACAGUCUCGUAUGCGCAGGCAGUUCCCUGAAACCUGGUUCCCUGCGUAUAAAUACGCUUGCGACCACAUUGGUAGUGGGAAUGACUGCUAAGUCAUCAUCAUCGUCCUUCUGACAUCCGUUGGGUGUUAUUGUUUUUGGUGAAAAAUCCUGAUCAACUGUAUGUUGUGGACCAGUGGGUGCGCGUCCGGCCGUGCCAGCCACCUGCGCCCUCCCCGCCUUCGGUCUUGUUAACUCUGUCUUGACGCCUGGUCCAGGUGGGUAAUGGGAAAGAUAGAGUGCGGUAGAUGCUAAGCAAGUCUACUAUCACCAUAAACUUAUUCACGCGCAAGUCACCGUGCCUGCUUCACCUUUCUGUGGAGCACACGGUGAACAUUUCCGGCAACGACAGUCGAAGUGCCGAGUGUUGCCGUUCAUAUCCAGAGCUCUACCGUCAUGUCUGAAGUAAGCAGUGUCACGAAGGCUGCCCCUUGACAGUAAACACUAAAUUGAUUUAAGUGACUCAGUCGACCAGCAUGAUAGGUUCAGAUAUUCACAAACAGAUCAAGAAAGCCAUCGUGUAAGCUUGUUUACUGGCUUAACAGGGAAUCGUCGCAUGAAAUUUAACCCCCAGCGAUAAACGCGAGAGCUGCUAGUUAUGCCAGGCAUAGGGUUGGAUGGUAUUUUCGUCCUACAAAUAUUGCGUUUCGUGCGCCCCCAUCACCAAUAUGCCCAGCCCUCCUGACGACGGGUCUGGGCAAGAAUCUAAAAACUUCCUGUCGGUGAAAUUCGCUUUCCGGCAAUCGUCUUUUGUUCUUAACUGCCGUUUGAAAAUGCCCUAUUCACUUCUAUGAAGUUCAUAAUGUUCAUUUUGAAUUCUUUAACACUGUGUCGGCUGGUCUGAACAAAGUCUUAAGUGCGGAUGUGCGUAAGUUCCACCUAAUCCUCUGACUUUUGUCGGUUCAAUUUAUACUAAAAUCGAAAGAGAUGUAGGCCAAGCGACGUGUUCAAAUCAGCAACUAAUCAAGAAUUUGGACCCGAAAUUGCUCUUCACUCAGCUGGAUGAACCCCGCUGAUAGUUUCGUUACCUCUGCUGCUAGCUCUUCCAAAAUUUCGAUAUGAACAGGCAUUCCAGGCUGUGCUUAUUUACCGUGUCCUACAGUGAUCGUGUCAGCGAGACUUUUCCUGUAACACAAUCUGCAAAAUCAUUUGCAUGCUUAUACCUGCACUCAUGUUUCAUUGCGCAGUGGCGACAGGGGAUCAAGUUUCAAGCCAGGUCGAAUGUAUUAGUUGUUUAGAAAGUCGAAACUUUGUAUACUUUGAUAGUUUUACCACCUCGAAUAAAUUCUUCCUUCGGGAGUCAUUGGAGUUCUGGAAAUGUUUUUACGUUUGCAGCUUACUGACAAUAUCAAUACUGCAAACAUUUUAUUCGACUAAAUUCAUCUUAACACUAUUGUGUCAUGCGGGUUUUUCGAAAAAACCGCAGGAUGCAUUAGUAACCAACCGAAAAAUCUGACUACUAACUUUGAGUACAUCUAGACAUUAGCAUGCCAGAAGAAAGCACAGAAAGUGUUCAUUUAUGCUUUUGAAAAAUCGGCCAAAAUUAGUAAUUGAAAAGCGAUUUUCUAACUGUCUGCCCUCGAUGCAACAUAAGGCGUCUACGACUUGCGAAUCCAGAGCCUACAGAAGGACGACGAGGGCGACUACGCAUGUCAGGCGCAAAUUCUGAACGAGCACAGCAACCCUCAGGCGCAGCCACUUAUUCACAAUAAAGGAGGAAUAACCAUGACUGCCGGGAUGGUUGGACAGCAUAGACUGAAGGCACCAGCGACAGGGGCGGAUCCAAAGACUGGCAGGAUGCCCAUGAGCUUCGUUCGUAGCAAGGAGAUCAAACUGCGCCUAUUCGGUCAGUAA
This is a messenger RNA of Spirometra erinaceieuropaei, 9919 nucleotides long. The record is from the annotation of a GenBank genome assembly. NCBI's taxonomy places the organism in Eukaryota, Metazoa, Platyhelminthes, Cestoda, Diphyllobothriidea, Diphyllobothriidae.